Molecule: messenger RNA, 3463 nt
Organism: Myodes glareolus (Bank vole)
Lineage: Eukaryota; Metazoa; Chordata; Mammalia; Rodentia; Cricetidae
Source: RefSeq, a predicted model, not a curated record
ACAAACCCCACCCCCUUUCGGUUAGCUCUCCCCCUUUCAUGAUAUUAACGUGCUCAUGAUGGAAGAGUUGGUCUAGUCCUUUCUGUUUAGGAGAGCCAUCAGGGUCAGACUGGUUGGUUGCUUAUCUUCAAAAAGAACAUGAUACUUGGGGGAUGCUUCACAAUCUGUGCACCCACUAAAAUAGAGUUACUUACGUGACAGGAGUAGUUCCGAUUUGUAAAAGAAAACAAAAGACACAAAAACUUAUUUCUUGAUUUUUUUUUUUUAAAAUAUGAAAUACUGCUUUAGGAAAAACUAGGAACUAACCCUUUGUUAAUCUCUGUUUCUGUGUGCCAGCAAACAGAAGUCCGUACUUUUCAUUUUGGACAAGUGUCCUGCAAUCUUAUUUAGAUUUUUAACAUUUCUGUGCUAUUUCUUGCAAGUUUUCACAGUUUAUACUACUGUUUUUCUUGUAAAGUAUACACAACAUGGAGGUUAUUGUUUUAUUGUUAGUAGUAUAAUUGGAUGGCAUCAAGCACAUUCAUAAUGCUAUGUUACCGUCAACUCCAUAACAUUUAUAUCACUCAAGAUGGACACUGUGCCCACAGGUACCCCUUCAGUCUCUAUGAAUUUACUUGGCUUAGAUACUUCAUUGUAAGUAGAGUCAUUGUGUAUUUCCUUUUAUCCGUCUUUACGUGUAUCUGUUUGAGUCUCUGUGAUGGCUAUUCUUGGUUGUCAGCUUGACUACAUCUGGAAUUAACUAAAUUAAUUAAAUCAUUUGAACUGGGGUGAGUCACUUCUAAUCGGAAUCGUUGAGGAGGGAAGACACGCCUUUAGUCCGGAUAUUUUGGGCUGGGAAGAUCCACCUUUAAGCUUGACCACACCUGUUGCUGGCAUCCUAUAUAAAGGACAGGGAAGAAGGAAGCUUCUCUUCUACUUGCUCUCUGCUCUCGCCCUCACUAGCACGCCUUCACUGGCACUGGAGCCUGCUUCUUCUGGAUUCCAGUGUACACUGAAGACAGCUGUGGGUUGGACAGCUACUGGAUCCUUGAACCUUCCCUUGUGAACAGUUGUUCUUGGACUAACUGGACCACAGCCUGAAACUGAAAAUGGCCCUUGAGCUAUGCUAGGUCUAUAAUGGGAAGUGUCACAGUUCGAUAUUUUUGUUAUGGGUGCCUUUUUACAUCUGCUACCUGGACAGUUCUGCUUUUCAUUUAUUUCAACUUCAGUGAAGUGACUCAGCCCCUUAAAAAUGUGCCCAUCAAGGGGUCUGGGCCCCAUGGACCAUUUCCCAAAAAAUUCUACCCACGUUUUACUCGAAGUCCAGGUCGAAUAUUAGAUCCACAGUUUAGAGCAAACCGAAUGGAUGAUUUGAUGAAUAAUCACCUUGAAGAUUCAGAUAAAGGCCUCUCAAAAUCCUCCUCUGAACUCGGCAUGAUUUUCAAUGAACGUGAUCAGGAAUUGAGAGACCUGGGUUACCAGAAACAUGCCUUUAAUAUGCUUAUUAGUAACCGCUUGGGAUACCACAGAGAUGUGCCAGACACCAGGAAUGCAGAGUGUAGAAGAAAGUCCUACCCGACUGACCUCCCAACUGCUAGUGUUGUCAUCUGUUUCUACAACGAAGCCUUCUCUGCCUUGCUGCGGACUGUGCACAGUGUUGUGGACCGCACGCCAGCACACAUUCUUCAUGAGAUCAUCCUUGUGGAUGACAACAGUGACUUUGAUGAUUUAAAAGGAGAGCUAGAUGAGUACAUCCAAAGAUACCUGCCUGCAAAAGUCAAGGUCAUAAGAAAUAGGAAACGUGAGGGAUUGAUCCGGGGAAGAAUGAUCGGAGCAGCCCAUGCUACAGGAGAAGUCCUGGUGUUCCUAGACAGCCACUGUGAGGUGAAUGUGAUGUGGUUGCAGCCCUUGCUGGCCGUCAUCCUUGAGGAUCCACACACUGUGGUGUGCCCCGUGAUCGACAUCAUCAGUGCUGACACACUUGCCUACAGCUCAUCCCCAGUGGUGCGGGGAGGUUUCAACUGGGGGCUGCACUUCAAGUGGGAUUUAGUUCCUGUAUCUGAGCUGGGAGGAGCUGAUGGAGCCACUGCACCAAUAAGGUCACCUACAAUGGCUGGAGGAUUGUUUGCAAUGAACAGACAGUAUUUCAAUGACCUUGGACAGUAUGAUAGUGGCAUGGAUAUCUGGGGAGGAGAAAAUCUGGAAAUCUCAUUUCGGAUCUGGAUGUGUGGCGGGAAGCUCUUCAUCAUCCCUUGCUCGAGAGUAGGACACAUUUUCCGAAAACGGCGGCCAUAUGGAUCUCCCGAAGGCCAGGACACCAUGACGCACAACUCCCUGAGGCUGGCACAUGUCUGGUUGGAUGAGUACAAGGAGCAGUACUUUUCCUUAAGACCUGAUUUGAAGACCAAAAGCUUUGGAAAUAUCAGUGAGCGUGUUGAAUUGAGGAAGAAAUUGGGCUGCCAAUCAUUCAAAUGGUAUUUGGACAAUAUUUACCCUGAGAUGCAAAUACCUGGCCCAAAUGCCAAACCUCAGCAGCCCAUCUUCAUCAACAGAGGGCCCAAGCGGCCCAGAGUCCUUCUGCGUGGACGGCUCUACCACUUGCAGACCAGCAAAUGCCUGGUAGCCCAGGGCCGCUCCAGCCAGAAAGGAGGCCUGGUGCUGCUUAAGGCCUGUGACUAUGGAGACCCGACUCAGAUCUGGAUUUAUAAUGAAGAACAUGAAUUGAUCUUAAACAACCUUCUUUGCCUCGAUAUGUCAGAAACUCGCUCUUCAGACCCACCUCGACUCAUGAAGUGCCAUGGGUCAGGAGGAUCUCAGCAGUGGACCUUUGGGAACAAUAGGCUAUACCAAGUGUCUGUUGGACAGUGCCUAAGAGUGGUGGACCUGAUGGAUCAGAAGGGCUCUGUUGGCAUGGCCAUCUGUGAUGGCUCUUCCUCCCAACAGUGGCGCCUAGAAGGUUAAGGUGGGCCCUGGCUGGAGACAACAUACUUUGCCAGAUUUUGUCACAGCUGCCAUAAAUCAAGGUGCUUUAUGAAGGAUGCUGCUGACCCCAACAGACAAGAACCUUGGUAGGCGGUCACCAUCACAGGAGCAGAAGGUGCUUCACUGGGACUUGGAUUAUUUCUGAGCUACUGCUAAGGGAUUCUUGUUUAUCCAGGGAAAACAAAAUAAAUAUAAAGAUUUGGGUCUAUUAGUACAAACCCUGGAAGCAGACAUUUGUAUUUAUUUACGUUUCUCUCAUUCUCCUUUGGAGAGGGAAUGGUUUCUGCCUAAUCGGGAACUUGUUACAAUUUCCUUUCAUAGAGGACUUCAUAGGAGAUUUUUUUUUCUACUAUCAUUUGUUUAAUGUUUCUAAUAGAUUUUAAAACUGGUUGAAUGCAUAUUAAUUACUUUUAGCUUCAGAAGGUAUCGUGUAUAUUUAAGAGGCAUUUAACUGUUAUAAAUUAUUUUAAUGACUUAAUAAAGGAUCUUUUUGAUCAUUUAA